Molecule: messenger RNA, 477 nt
Organism: Ostreococcus lucimarinus CCE9901
Lineage: Eukaryota; Viridiplantae; Chlorophyta; Mamiellophyceae; Mamiellales; Bathycoccaceae
Gene: CYN15
Product: Peptidyl-prolyl cis-trans isomerase, cyclophilin-type
Exons: 1
Coding region: 1-477 (158 amino acids)
Biological process (GO): protein peptidyl-prolyl isomerization
Molecular function (GO): peptidyl-prolyl cis-trans isomerase activity
Source: RefSeq, a predicted model, not a curated record
AUGACGAUCGGCGCGCACGGCGACGUGCGGCUGCGACUGCGCCCGGAUUGGCACGCGGAGAGCGCGGCGUACGUCGCGGCGCUCGCGGCGGACGCGCGCGCGUGCGAGGACGCGUGCGAGGUGUACCGCGUGGAGCCGGGAUUCUUGGUGCAGGGAACUUUAAAGAGCGCGUCGGCGGCGAGCAACACGAAGACGAAGGAGGGGCCGAGGUUGAUGCGACGAGGCGACGUCGGGUGGGCGGGCGAGGGACCGGGACCGGAUUUUUUCGUGUACGUGGGCGCGAAGCCGGCGGCGCACUUCGGGAGGCGACACACGGUGUUCGCGGAGGUGGCGGACGAGACGUCGAUGGCGACGCUGGAGCGCGUGGCGAACGCGCCGAGCUCGACGCCGGGCGGGACGGGGACGAUGCGGUUCAUCGAUGAGCGCCCGCGGAUUACGCUUCGCGACGCGCGGUCGAAAGGCGCGGCGCGCGCGUAG